This is a messenger RNA of Homo sapiens (human), 784 nucleotides long. Lineage: Eukaryota; Metazoa; Chordata; Mammalia; Primates; Hominidae. The record is from the annotation of a RefSeq genome assembly.
AUGACCCACCAAUCACAUGCCUAUCAUAUAGUAAAACCCAGCCCAUGACCCCUAACAGGGGCCCUCUCAGCCCUCCUAAUGACCUCCGGCCUAGCCAUGUGAUUUCACUUCCACUCCAUAACGCUCCUCAUACUAGGCCUACUAACCAACACACUAACCAUAUACCAAUGAUGGCGCGAUGUAACACGAGAAAGCACAUACCAAGGCCACCACACACCACCUGUCCAAAAAGGCCUUCGAUACGGGAUAAUCCUAUUUAUUACCUCAGAAGUUUUUUUCUUCGCAGGAUUUUUCUGAGCCUUUUACCACUCCAGCCUAGCCCCUACCCCCCAAUUAGGAGGGCACUGGCCCCCAACAGGCAUCACCCCGCUAAAUCCCCUAGAAGUCCCACUCCUAAACACAUCCGUAUUACUCGCAUCAGGAGUAUCAAUCACCUGAGCUCACCAUAGUCUAAUAGAAAACAACCGAAACCAAAUAAUUCAAGCACUGCUUAUUACAAUUUUACUGGGUCUCUAUUUUACCCUCCUACAAGCCUCAGAGUACUUCGAGUCUCCCUUCACCAUUUCCGACGGCAUCUACGGCUCAACAUUUUUUGUAGCCACAGGCUUCCACGGACUUCACGUCAUUAUUGGCUCAACUUUCCUCACUAUCUGCUUCAUCCGCCAACUAAUAUUUCACUUUACAUCCAAACAUCACUUUGGCUUCGAAGCCGCCGCCUGAUACUGGCAUUUUGUAGAUGUGGUUUGACUAUUUCUGUAUGUCUCCAUCUAUUGAUGAGGGUCUU